CGCCUGAUCCCCCCUCUCUCCCUCGUGCGCGGCCCCGCUCCUCCGCGUGCCUGGUGCCGGGUUCCCGAGGCCGCGCCCGGCGGUGUCUCCAUCAGUCCCCGCUCCCGGGAGCUGUGCGCCACUCACCGCGGACAGAGAGACGGGUACACCGGACACCUUCCGACCCCCGGACAUGCAGCCGCCCCCGCCCAGGCUGAGGAGCAGCAGGAGGAGGAGAUGAGGCUCCGCAAUGGCACUUUCCUGACGCUGCUCGCCUUCUGCCUCUGCAUCUUCCUCUCCCUGUCCUGGUACACGGCGUUCUCCGGGCAGAAAGGAGAUGUGGUAGAUGUCUAUCAGAGGGAGUUCCUGGCCCUCCGCGAUCGCCUGCAUGCUGCAGAACAGGAGAACCUGAAACGCUCCAAGGAACUGAACCUGGUUCUGGAUGAAAUCAAAAGGGCCAUCUCUGAAAAGCAAGCCUUACGGGACAUCAACCGCACGUGGAGCAGCUUAUCUGAUGAAACCAAGCUGAAACUUUGGAAUAUCACCAACAAGAAUGUGUUACACUUACCCACCAUCUUCCACCACCUUCCCCACCUGUUAUCCAAGGAGAACAGCUUGCAGCCGGCAGUACAUGUGGGUCAGGGGAGAACCGGAGUAUCGAUAGUGAUGGGGAUCCCCAGCGUGAAGAGAGAGGUUCAUUCCUAUCUGACAGACACGCUCAACUCAUUGAUAUCAGAACUGAACCAGCAGGAGAAGGAAGACUGUGUGAUUGUGGUGCUGAUUGCAGAGACUGAUGCUCAGUAUGCGACGUCCGUAGCAGAAAAUAUAAAAAGCCUGUUCCCAAAUGAAAUCCAAUCAGGCCUUUUAGAAGUUAUAUCCCCAUCUCCCAAUUUUUAUCCCGAUUUUUCCCGGCUUCGAGAAUCUUUUGGUGAUCCCAGAGAGCGUGUCAGGUGGAGGACAAAACAAAAUCUGGAUUAUUGCUUCUUAAUGAUGUACGCCCAAUCAAAGGGCACAUACUACGUGCAGCUGGAGGAUGAUAUUGUGGCCAAACCCAACUAUCUAAGUACCAUGAAGAACUUUGCCCUCCAGCAACCCUCGGAGGAAUGGAUGAUUCUGGAGUUCUCGCAGCUCGGUUUUAUUGGGAAGCUAUUCAAAUCUCUGGACCUCAGUCUGAUUGUGGAAUUUAUCCUCAUGUUUUACAAAGACAAGCCCAUUGACUGGCUGUUGGACCACAUCCUGUGGGUGAAAGUGUGCAAUCCGGAAAAAGAUGCCAAACACUGUGAUCGACAAAAGGCAAACCUGAGGAUCCGAUUCAAACCUUCUCUAUUCCAACACGUAGGGACCCAUUCCUCUCUGGCGGGAAAAAUACAGAAAUUAAAGGACAAAGAUUUUGGAAAACAAGCUCUACGUAAGGAACAUGUGAAUCCAGCGGCUGAAGUCAGCACCAGCUUAAAAAUGUACCAGCAUUUUACCCUGGAGAAGGCAUACCUGAGAGAGGACUUCUUCUGGGCAUUCACGCCAACCGCAGGAGACUUUAUACGCUUUAGGUUCUUCAAGCCUUUGCGAGUAGAAAGGUACUUUUUCCGGAGUGGGAAUAUUGAGCAUCCCGAGGACAAGCUUUACAACACCUCAGUGGAGAUCCUGCCUUUUGAUAGCCUCCAAUCGGACAAAGAAGCAUUACAAGAAGGACGGGCCAAACCCUCUAAAUACCACCGCACACCAGAUGGCUACUUUCAAAUAGGAUCGUUUAACAAGGGCAUAGCAGAAGGAGAAGUGGAUUCUUCAUUCGGGCCACUAGAGGCGCUGCGUCUCUCCAUUCAGACAGAUUCUCCGGUGUGGGUCAUUUUGAGUGAGAUAUUUAUUAAAAAAGCGGACUGAUCCAUUUUGGACCAAUUUGUCAAUAGACUGGACUGAUUCCUCCAGCUGCUCUGCCCUCGUUCCUCUCCUAUGGUGCUGCUGUCACGGAAGCACUGCACAAGGUCAGUACUGGACUGAAGCAGAACAUUUACCACACUGCCCCAAGUGCGGCUGGAGAAGUGCUGAAGUGGUUCCCUGCCAUUCAGGAUUACUCGAGAAGUAGAGAGGUAGCCUACUUCUCAGCCACUUCUCAGCACCUACUCCAACGAUGAUGAUGAUCCUGGCAGAGACGUCUUCUCGCUGACCGAAUUAUACCUACUUUUGCCCACUCCUUGAGGGCGGAUUUUCUAAAGCUGUCGUCGUCCAUGGAAAGCACAAUUGUAGAAAAUGAUGGACUCCAAAGCAUUGUUUUCUGCAUUGGGUAUGUUACAUGUAGAGGUGUUUCAUGUGCAGAAGGAAUGAAGGUGGGUGUAUACCUGUAUACAACAUAAUGCCUAAUUUUCUGUUACCAACUCCUUCAGUGGUGUCCCGUGCUGUUCGGGCCCUUUCAGCGCUGAAGUAGUUCAAAGGCCUUUUCUUUUUGUGUAAUACUCGCUGUGAUCAAGUUAGACUACUUUAUUUUUGUUUUUGCUUUUUUGUUUUAUUUUGUUAAUUUUAGAGAAUACAGGUGUCACUUCAAUAAUAAAUUUUACGCGUCUACGCAGUUCAUAAAUUCUGAGAUUAUGUCAACUAUUCCUCCACAGUCCGAACAGUUUUUCCUUUUGUCUUUUGAAUGGGUUUGUAUCGCCGCAGCAAGGCUGUUAAUGCCGUACAAGAUUAGAUGCUGAUCCACUUUGUUUUUCACCCUGAGCAGGAGCUGACGCGUUUCAUCGAUGUGCAAAAGCCCUGAAGAAAUCCUGGCCAAUUGAGAGGGCAGUACAUUACAUAACUUAGCUCCUUUUUACAGGACACCAGGGCUCAAAUAUAACCCACUUAAGACGAAAGAGGUCUCUUUACAUGUACAAACAGUUCUGUUUGCUUUCUGCAAAAAUAUGUAUAUAUUUAUUUACAAAUAAGUCUAAGUUUUACUGUUAAUUAAUGCACCUCGGUCAUGCCAACACAGAUCUACAUUAAUUUGCCGAGAGUGCCUACACUAAUCUCAGCAUCUCACCGAGGCCAAAAACGUAUCACAUAAUGAGAGAGAAGCAUAGAUAUUUAUUUACUGGUUCCUAUGAAAGCAAACACAGCUGCAGCGUUUGGCAAAGAUUCCGCUUUCACUUUUUGGUUUUGUUUUGUUGGCAUUACUGUACUGCAAAAUCUAUUCCUGCUCUUGAGUAAAUGUUUCUGUAUAUUUUGAUCCGUUUCAGUGGCUUUUCAGAAACCCAACGUUUUCUGAGAACGCUCACCGUUUUACUUGGCAAGUAUUUAAAAAAAACUGCCAUAAGCUCUCCACUUCCUCUGUUAUAUACACUGGGAUAUGUUACGAGAAAUUGUCGUCAUUUGUAUUUUAUAUUGAUUUCUCAGAUACAUCUCUAUGAAAAAUAAAAUAAUAUUGUGCACUGUUA
This is a messenger RNA of Pseudophryne corroboree (corroboree frog), 3380 nucleotides long. RefSeq names its product alpha-1,3-mannosyl-glycoprotein 4-beta-N-acetylglucosaminyltransferase B (gene MGAT4B). Gene Ontology annotation, biological process: protein N-linked glycosylation. Gene Ontology annotation, cellular component: endoplasmic reticulum; Golgi stack; endoplasmic reticulum-Golgi intermediate compartment. The transcript is spliced from 15 exons. NCBI's taxonomy places the organism in Eukaryota, Metazoa, Chordata, Amphibia, Anura, Myobatrachidae. The record is from RefSeq and is a predicted model, not a curated record. Bases 217 to 1857 code for a protein of 546 amino acids. Gene Ontology annotation, molecular function: acetylglucosaminyltransferase activity.